UUCUACACGUAUUCCAUGGCUGAAAGCAAUAAUUUGAAAGUGACUGAAUUCAUCCUCUUGGGACUCACACAAAGUCCAGAGCUUCAAGCCUUUCUUUUCGGGAUCUUGCUAGUGAUCUACUUAAUUAGUGUCAUAGGUAAUCUUGGGUUAAUUAUGCUAAUUUAUAUCCAUUCUCAGCUUCACGCACCCAUGUAUUCUUUUCUCAGCAAUCUAGCUUUUGUUGCUUUUUGCUACACCUCCUCUGUCACCCCUAACACCCUGGUGAACUUCCUCCAAGAAAUUAAGAGAAUAUCCUUACCUGCUUGUGCCACUCAGUUGUGUUGCUUUAUCAUGUUUGUGGUCUGUGAAGUGUAUAUGCUCUCAAUCAUGGCGUAUGAUAGGUAUGUAGCCAUUUCUAAACCUUUACUCUAUACCAUUAUCAUGAACAGAAGGGUCUGUAUUCAAAUGGUGGUCACUACACAUUUGUAUGGCUUUUCUGUGGGACUCCUCCAGGCAAUUCUGACAUUCCACUUACCUUUCUGUAAUGCAAACAUAAUAAAUCACUUCUACUGUGAUGAUGUUCUGGUUGGUCUGGCCUGCCGUAAAACCCAUUGUAAAGAUAUCAAAGAACUGAUAUUGUUCACACUUGCUGCUUUCAAUACCCUUUUCUCUCUCUUUAUCGUCCUCAUCUGCAUAGUCAUUCUAUUUGCCAUUCUGAGGAUUAAUUCAGCUGAAGGCCAACAAAAGGCAUUUUCUACUUGUGCCUCCCACCUGACUUCAUCACCAUAUUUUAUGGUACCGUCAUCUUCAUUAUAUGCAGCCGAAACAAGCCAUUCUCUGGAUACUGACAAAAUAGCUUCUGUUUUCUAUAUUGUGGUGAUCCCCAUGAUGAAUCCUUUGAUAUACAGCCUGAGGAACCAGGAAGAAAAUGCUUUGAAGAGAAUUAUAGAAAAGGUGUGCUUUACUGUAAAAUAA
Molecule: messenger RNA, 954 nt
Organism: Lynx canadensis (Canada lynx)
Lineage: Eukaryota; Metazoa; Chordata; Mammalia; Carnivora; Felidae
Product: olfactory receptor 5AL1-like
Biological process (GO): G protein-coupled receptor signaling pathway; sensory perception of smell
Cellular component (GO): membrane
Molecular function (GO): G protein-coupled receptor activity; odorant binding; olfactory receptor activity
Source: RefSeq, a predicted model, not a curated record